Messenger RNA from Aspergillus chevalieri, 474 nucleotides. RefSeq lists its product as uncharacterized. The transcript has 2 exons. Gene Ontology annotation, molecular function: iron ion binding; oxidoreductase activity, acting on paired donors, with incorporation or reduction of molecular oxygen; monooxygenase activity. The record is from RefSeq and is a predicted model, not a curated record. The coding region runs from base 1 to 474 and encodes 157 amino acids. Lineage: Eukaryota; Fungi; Ascomycota; Eurotiomycetes; Eurotiales; Aspergillaceae.
AUGGCUCAGUAUCAGCCAACAUUUUUGCCGGAAUGCUGCAAGCUCAGAACAACACUCAACCAGGCGCGGAGAAUCCCCAACCCCGUUAGCGAGAAACGCUGGGAAAACAAUCGCCAGGCCUGCAAGGCUGGACAGCGUCUUUCCAAGGUUGCAGACACCAUUGGCUGGAUGGAUGAAGCCGCUAAAGGACAGCCAAAAGGCGUGGCGACGGCUCAGCUUGGUCUCUCACUUGCCGCCAUUCAUACCACGACCGAGAUGGCGAGCGGUCUCAUCAGUGACCUCUGCGCCAACCCCGAAUAUUUUGAAGCGCUGCGCAAUGAGGUCAUCUCGGUUCUGGGAGACAAGGGUUGGUCAAAGAGGGCUCUGCAUGAUUUGAAACUCAUGGAUAGUGUAAUGAAGGAGUCACAGAGACAUCACUUUGGCGAUAUUGGUAAGGCCCUAGUCUCUGGAAUGUCGAGCCCGACAAGUUGCUAA